Molecule: messenger RNA, 1549 nt
Organism: Centropristis striata (black sea bass)
Lineage: Eukaryota; Metazoa; Chordata; Actinopteri; Perciformes; Serranidae
Product: multimerin-2-like
Exons: 7
Coding region: 123-1007 (294 amino acids)
Molecular function (GO): protein binding
Source: RefSeq, a predicted model, not a curated record
UAUCGGGUCAUCUGAGGCCAAACUAGAACACGUCAUCCCAAACAGGAUCCUUGGAGUCUGGAGAGGAUAUAAGGCGGGCCGACUGGACCUCUGCACCUUUGUGAAGACGUGUGAACUGAACAAUGAGGGCUGUUGGUUUGCUGCUGCUGCUGCUGGCUCUGUGUGGGUCAGGAGCUCAGGGGGAGCUUCAGGAGACGGAGACCACAAAGACAACCACACCUGACAUCUGGGCGGAGAUGAGGGCUCUGAGAGACAUGGUGGUGGAGCUCAAUGUGCACGUGGAUCUGCUGCAGAGAGAGAACUCAGACCUGCAGAAAAGACUGAGCAGCAGUGAGAGUGAAAUUCUCACCAGCAAGUCCAGGAUCGAGACGGUGGAGAGAGAAAACACAGACCUGCAGACCAGACUGAGCAGCAGUGAGUCCAGGACCGAGACGCUGGAGAGAGAAAAUACAGUCCAAGAAACUCGACUGACUGCCACCGAGAGCAAAACAAAUGACCUAGAAACAGAGAACGCAGAGCUGCAGACCAGACUGAGCAGCAGUGAGAGUGAACUUCUCAUCAGCAAGACCAGGAUCGAGACGCUGGAGAGAGAAAAUACAGAGAGGAAGGUGGCCUUUUACACAGGUCUGACUGAUUCAUAUAAUGUUGGACCGUUCAACACAGCCACCACACUGAUUUACAGCAAAGUCUUCACCAACAUCGGCGAUGCUUACAAUCCAUCUACAGGUUUCUUCACAGCUCCAGUCAGAGGGGUCUACUACUUCCAGUUCACUAUGGGUGAUCUCCGAGCAGGUUACAUGGGUGUCUAUGUGUACAAGAACAACCAGAAGAUCAUGUAUAAUUAUGAGGUUAAGGAAGGGGCAGGUUAUGAUUAUAUGACUAACUCUGUUGUCUUGGAGCUGAUGGCAGGAGAUGAAAUCCACCUCGUUCUCCCAGAGGGCUUUCAUCUCUAUGACGAUACAAACAACCAGAACACCUUCAGUGGCUCCCUCCUCUUCACACUGUGAGGAUCCUUCAGCUGCUGUCUGACUCCUUAUUGGCUACACCAGGGGCACACAGCAAAACCAGGAGUGUUAAUUCAACUCACAGUUUAAUACAGAGUGUUAAAUUUAACACUUUUUCUGAGUUUAUAUAGUUCUCAGGGAUUCUGAGUUAAUUAUCAUAGCUUACUAAAGUCUACGGCCUGGUGCCUAAACUUCUACAUUUUGCCAACUUCAUGUCAUGUUUUGUGUUUCCCUUUCAAUUCUAAAACUCCUGAGACAUUUCUUUGGUUCUUGCUACAUUCUGACAAAAUCAUAUUAAUAAAUGCUCAUUAGGCCCUAUUAGUAAUAAUGGUAGUCUAACUUAGACUUAGUAGGCUGUUUUAUCUUCAUUGUAAGGUCUAAAAUAAGGUUUGUGGCUCCAUUCCAACAUUUUGUCACUUUUUUCUGGCCAACAAUGGCUUUUUAGUUAGUAAAGGUUGCCCUAACCCUGGGCUACACUGUGAUUUACUGCAUGUACCAAAUAAUGAGAUUCUGCAUCUGACUUCUCUGUUGUGUCAUCACAUGAA